Molecule: messenger RNA, 1933 nt
Organism: Pseudogymnoascus verrucosus
Lineage: Eukaryota; Fungi; Ascomycota; Leotiomycetes; Thelebolales; Thelebolaceae
Exons: 2
Coding region: 338-1828 (496 amino acids)
Biological process (GO): dipeptide transport; tripeptide transport; transmembrane transport
Cellular component (GO): plasma membrane
Molecular function (GO): dipeptide transmembrane transporter activity; allantoate transmembrane transporter activity
Source: RefSeq, a predicted model, not a curated record
CAUUUCAUGCCAUCCCCAUACGCAAAUGAGAUGGAACUCGGCCGAGAUAGCGACAACUGACCCCAUGGGUCAAGAACAAGCCCACCGACGCCAUGUCUAGUGGACCGGCACCAAAGGGGCUUUGAUAUUGAAAGCGAAGAUCGGCAGAGUCUGGAGAAUCUGGAGAAUCUGGAGAAGGUUCGAACUUGGCAUCAAUGCUCAUCCUUAAAUAGAGGGUCCCGUCUCUGUCUAGAAACCACAUCGAACUCGAAGUGAGCUCGUCUGGUAUUACUACAGACAGCUUCAAGUCCCCAACAGUUAUAUUCAACUCCCAUCAUAUACUGUAUAGCAGUUCAGUAUGUCUCUACAACAGGUCCCUGAAAAGCGGCUGAGCGGCACUGUCUUUGAAGUCGACCAGAAGAUGGAUUCUUCCAAUGGUAGUGAUAGCCAUGUUGAAACCGCUGGCGGAACCACCAUCACAAGAAAGCAAACUUUGAGGAAAAUAGACACCUACCUCCUGCCUUUGAUGUUUAUAACCUACGGCUUGCAAGCACUUGACAAAGCUCUCCUUGGCUACGCAGCAGCCUAUGACUUGCGCAAGGAUACCCACCUUCAUGGAUCGCAGUACUCAUGGGUUGCUUCGGUGUUCUACUUUGGCUAUCUCGUUGCCGAAUAUCCUCUGGCUUCUCUUCUCCACAAGUUUACUGCUGCUCAAUUCCUCGGCGUUACUGUCUUUAUCUGGGGAAUUGUGGUUCUUUGCAUGAACUUUGCAACUAACUUUUCGGGCUUGAUCGCCCUUCGGUUCUUUUUGGGUGCAUUAGAAAGUGCAGUUGCCCCUGCCUUCGUGGUCCUCACAGCACAGUGGUACACUCGAUCUGAACAACCACUUCGCCAAAAUAUCUGGUUCGCGGCGACACCAACCUUCGGUAUUAUCGGUGGACUUGUUGGGUAUGCUGUUGGACACAUAGAGAAUUCUGCCGUCACACCCUGGCGUCUGCUAUUCAUUAUCUUUGGCUGCAUUACGAUUCUCUGGGGUAUCGUGCUUCUUUUCUGGUUCCCUGACUCACCUGGAAAGGCUCGAUUCUUCACUGAAGAGGAGAAGCUCCAUGCCGCCAAUGACAUCGCUAGACAAGGCACCGGUGUAGAACGAAGCUGGAAGUGGUCUCAAGUCAAGGAAGCCUUCCUUGACGUCAAAACAUGGAUAUUCUUCCUUCUCGGCAUACUGAAUACCAUCCCCGCCGGUGGCCUUUCUAACUUCGGCAGCCUCCUCAUCAAAGGCUUUGGCUUCUCCGCAAUCAACACCCAGCUUCUGACUAUACCUUCACACACUGUCCAAGUCAUCUUCCUUAUAGGUGCCGGGAUUUUCGCUAACAAAGUCCCCAACAUGCGGCUCUACAUCAUGUCGUACUCCCAGCUCCCGUCUAUCGUCGGCGUCGUCCUGCUCCACACCCUUGCGAGCGACAAUCGUUGGGGAAGGACCGUCGGCGUCUGGCUCAACUACACGCACUCCGCUAGUCUCGCUGUCAGCUUCAGCGUUAUCGGCGGGAACGUGGCUGGAUUCGCAAAGAAAACGACAGUUACCGUCUUGCUCUUCGUCGGGUACUGUGUCGGCAACAUCGCUGCGCCGCAAUUCUUCAUUGAUGAGGAGGCUAAAGAGGGCUAUCCCACUGCCAUCAUCGCCAUGCUUGUCUGCUACUGCGGGACGUUCUUAAUGCCGCUUGGCUUGCGCUGGAUGUAUGUCCGGGAGAACAAGAGGCGAGAUGCGCUUGGGAGUCAGCCAGAGGAGGAUUAUGGGGAUGAUGAUGAUUUGACGGAUUUCCAGCGCAAGGAAUUCCGCUAUGUGCUAUAACUUUGAUUGACGAAGAUGGGGAAUACGUGUGCAUCGCCUAAAUUCCGAGGCCUGAUGAUUAGUUUUUGAAUAUACGAUUUGAGUGAUCGGAAGCAAUUUCCUUCG